Bacidia gigantensis is the source of this 1194-nucleotide messenger RNA. RefSeq lists its product as uncharacterized. Gene Ontology annotation, cellular component: cytoplasm. The coding region runs from base 1 to 1194 and encodes 397 amino acids. Gene Ontology annotation, molecular function: ubiquitin protein ligase activity. Gene Ontology annotation, biological process: ubiquitin-dependent protein catabolic process. The transcript has 2 exons. NCBI's taxonomy places the organism in Eukaryota, Fungi, Ascomycota, Lecanoromycetes, Lecanorales, Ramalinaceae. The record is from RefSeq and is a predicted model, not a curated record.
AUGCAAGGCUCUCCAGCGCAUGUGGACCCGUACCUUUUGUCUCCCAAUUUCUCGGUAGCACCGCUGGAUAACAUCGAUGUAGAUUCCCAGCAAUCCAGACCCGAGCCCAAUGACAUCGACGAUAUCCUCCAAGAAGUCAGAAUGGAAAAUAUGAGCCUCGAUCGCGCAACUUCGCCAACUUACUGGGAGACGGAUUUGAUCUCCGAGUAUGAGGAUCACCGUGCUCAACAGCCCUUAUAUACCGAUGACGAAGCUCCCGGAACGACCCGUUACUUUCGGCUUGAGGAACCUUUCACAGAUGAGCCGGACGGUGAGCCAGAUUUUGGCGACAAUCGAGACGACGAUCUUGAAGAAGGGGAAAUUCGUGAAGAGUCAGCGGCCAUGCAGGAUUUCCAUGCUCGUUUCCCUUGGAUGAGAAACGCGCCAAAAAUUCCCAAGGAGCUGAAGGAUUGGCCUGAGCCAGAUGAUCCUAAGUACACUGACCCCAAUGCUCUACCUCUAGAUCGCGACGCCAACGUACCACCGGCCAUCGCAUGGAUCAACAACCUGAUCUCGCUCGACGUACACGAGUUCGAAGAUUGCGAUGAAAAGGACAAGCAAUGCCCAGUGUGUCUCGAGCCCUUCUGGGAUGGUGAAAACAACGAGAUUCCCCUGCAGCUACCCUGCGAGCAUGUGAUUGGCAGGGAAUGCAUUUGGCGGCUCUUCUGGCAGGUUGGUGACUCGGUACGUACCACGUGCCCUAUUUGUCGGCAAGACCAGCCCAUCGAUCAUCGUGAGCCCAUUGACACUACACAGGGGCUUUCUGAGUUUUUGGAGCAGGUGAAUUACGUGCUCCUGAGAAUGGGCCCGCUGAGACUUGAUGCGGAGAAGCGGCCCGAGUGGGAGAAGAUCCGUCAGUACGUGCAGGAGCACAUUGCUGAGGAGCAAACAAAGAUCGAAAAUGAAGCGAUACUUAGGUAUCAUCUUGGCAUUGAAAUGAAGAACAACGACCUUGUCAAUUUCGUCGGUCAGUGGAUUCCUGAUCAAGGCGAGAGGGCGGAUUUGCAACAGAGGAUAGCGGCGGCCAUUCUGAACUGGAAUGAGGCGCGAACAGUGCCGGUUCGUGCGCAAGAUGCUGUGGAGGUCAAUCGAUUGAUAGAAGGUUUACAGGAGAAUGCGGAUGAGGAAGCCACAGCUAUGGACAUAGAUGGUUAG